AUGAAAUCGAAGCUCAAAGACAAGCUCCCAGCUUCCUCCAGCUUCGAGUUCCUAACCUACGACCCCUCAGCGCCGCUGCAACCGCCGCCAGACCUAUCCGUCAAAAAAGACGCCUUCUGGAGCUACUGCGGGCCUCUCCUAACCUCGGAAGGCGAUCUCCCGCCCAGCCUGCACGACUGGGCCGAAGCCGUGCUCCGCGGCUCCCUACUCCCGCUGCUCCUCCCGUUCCUCGCCUUCGUCAACGAGUUCCUCGCGGCGGAGGGCCUGGACCACUACUGGCUGACGAUCCGGGCGACGAAGGCGACGUCCGAGUUCGACCAGCCGCGCUGGCACACCGACGACCUGUUCUUCAGCCGCGGCGGCAGCGGGCUCAGGGAACCGCCAUCAUCAUCACCAUCAUCAACAACAACAGUAUCCUCAACCCCAUCACAGUCCGCGCUCAGCAAAAAAAUCAAAACCAAGACGAAAAAGCCCCAAGCCUCAACUCUAGAACCGUCACCACAGCUAGACCUCCAAACAACCUACAAACUCUGCACCACCCUCCUCGGCCCCUCAACCCUCUUCAUCCCCUCCCCCUCUCAAGCCCUCGCGCGCCGUACCUCGCACACCACAAAACGCACCCUCACCACCCCACACCCCUGCACAUCCCUGCGCUGCUUAGCCUGCGCCUCGACAUCCGAAUCCGUGCGCGCCUCGCUCGCGCGCUCUCUAGCAAAGCUAGGCCAGGCGCAGGCUCGCGCGGGCCAAGCGGCGCUGUUCCGGAUCGGAAGCGAGGAGGGCGCGGUGCACUCGGAGCCCGCGCUCGGAGGGGGCGAUCGGGUUUUCGUGAAUGUGGUUCCCGGGAAAAGGGCCGAGCUCGCGGGGCUGGUGAGGAGGUGGGGGAUGAGUUUUCCGCGGUCUUGGUGGAUUGCGCCGGGGGUGGGGAGGGAGGGGCGGUGA
This is a messenger RNA of Annulohypoxylon truncatum, 939 nucleotides long. RefSeq lists its product as uncharacterized. The record is from RefSeq and is a predicted model, not a curated record. Bases 1 to 939 code for a protein of 312 amino acids. The transcript has a single exon. NCBI's taxonomy places the organism in Eukaryota, Fungi, Ascomycota, Sordariomycetes, Xylariales, Hypoxylaceae.